Molecule: messenger RNA, 429 nt
Organism: Brettanomyces nanus
Lineage: Eukaryota; Fungi; Ascomycota; Pichiomycetes; Pichiales; Pichiaceae
Exons: 1
Coding region: 1-429 (142 amino acids)
Biological process (GO): late endosome to vacuole transport via multivesicular body sorting pathway
Cellular component (GO): Vps55/Vps68 complex; endosome
Source: RefSeq, a predicted model, not a curated record
AUGUCGCGUCGCUCGUCGCUUACAAAGCUCAUUUUCCUUAGCAUCUUGAUUGCUGUGGGAUUUCUCAACAUCGUUCUCAGCUGUGCCCUAUACGAUAACUGGCUCCCGUUAACAGUGGUGGCGAUCUUCCUUGCAGCACCCAUCCCAAACUCCUUAGCACAAUGCGUUUCUACAUCAUACGACUCAAAUUUUCUAGGCGAUUAUGAUGAUGAUGGAUCCAUGGGAAAUCCUGUUGUUGACUUCUGCCAUUUCCUUACGGGAUUUUUGGUUCUUGGUGGUACCUUUCUUCCAUUGGUACUCUAUCACUGCCAUCUAAUCAAGAUUGGAAGUUUGGCAUUAAGCUUGACUGGAGGUUUCAUCAUUUACAUAAGCAUUGCUCUUUUCACAAUGGGCUUUAAAGACGACGACAACGAUGGGUACGAUUUCUAG